AUGGAUACGCAGCCAGAGUGGAGAACCCUAGCAGCAGAAAAGCGCCAGGCGAUCCUUGAUGCUAUUCCACAGCAAUGGCGGAUCGACGCUCCCAUUCCUCCAGCAGAAGAGCUACGAGAUGUCACAGGGAGCAACUACAUUCACCAAUUCCUGACGCCGCGGGAAAUCGAGAUCACGGAGACAGACGCCUUGGGGAUAACAGAGCAGACGACGUCGGGGAAUUGGACUGCGGUAGAAGUGGCAGAGGCAUUUUGUCAUCGGGCUGCUCUUGCCCAUCAGCUUGUGGCCUGUCUGCACGAGAUAUUCUUCGACGCAGCUAUCGAGGACGCCAAGCGCCUUGAUGCGUAUUACGCAAAGCACAGGAAGCCCGUGGGACCCUUGCAUGGUCUGCCGGUCAGUCUCAAGGACCAGUUCCACGUCAAAGGCGUCGAGACAACCAUGGGAUAUGUGGGAUGGAUGGGGACGUUCCAGGGGAGAAGAGAUGAUCUACGAAGAGGCGAAUUCGAGAGUGAACUCGUGCGAGAACUCCGGGCUUUGGGUGCUGUGUUAUACUGCAAAACCAGCGUGCCCGUGACGCUGAUGGCAGGGGAAACAGCCAACCAUAUCAUCCAGUAUACGUGGAAUCCCAAGAAUCGACACCUCUCCUGCGGCGGCAGCUCGGGCGGCGAGGGUGCGCUGAUUGCAUUGAAGGGGUCUCCUGGGGGGUUCGGCACGGAUAUUGGGGGUAGUAUUCGCAUUCCGGCUGCUUUCAAUUUCCUAUAUGGGCUGCGGCCAUCGUCCGGGAGAAUACCUUAUCAAGGCGCAGCGAAUUCGAUGGACGGCCAGAACACCAUAUUGUCGGUCAUCGGGCCACUUGCGCCCACGGCACGAUCUGUGAAGCUGCUCUUCAAGGCCGUCUUGAGCCAACGGCCGUGGUAUCAUGAUCCGCUUGCCGUGGAGCUUCCAUGGCGGGACGAUAUCGAACAAGAGACGCGUGCACUGAUCGAAGAGUCGAAAUCCGACCCUACCAAGCUUUCCUUUGCCAUUAUGUACCAUAAUGGCCUAACCCGGCCGCAUCCACCCGUGGCGCGGGGAUUGAGGAUGGUCGAGCGCACACUCGAACGACUAGGACAUAAGGUCAUCGAGUGGAAGCCGCCGUCUCACAGAAUUGCGGAAGAUAUUGCAAGCAAAGCCUUCACGGCGGACGGUGGGGAGGACGCGCGCAUACACUUUGGGUUGUCCGGAGAGGUGCCCGAGUGGCCGCUUCUUAUCGGCAGGGAGGAUCAGAAGAAGAACGCGCUCGAAAUUGCUGCGCUGAACGUCAAGAAACGAGAAUACCAGAAGCUCUACAUGGAGUACUGGAACAGCACCGCAGAGCUCACGGGCACAGGACGACCCGUCGACGGUCUCAUCUGUGCUGUAGCACCCAGCGCCGCCGUCACCCCGGGAGGCUUCAACGAUGUCGGGUUCACCAGCUUCGUGAAUGUCUUGGACUACACCAGCGUGGUGAUCCCAGUGACGUACGCGGACAAGACAGUGGACGUGGCUCCAUCCAACAACGAGUUCUUUGGUGAGGUAGACAGGAGGACGCAAGCAGGAUACGACGCGGAGAUCUAUGACGGGGCGCCGGUAGCAGUGCAGCUGGUCGGACGGCGGUUCCAAGAGGAGAAGAUGCUGGUUCUGGCGGAGCACAUUGGGGCUGAGAUUCGAAAUGGCUGA
Messenger RNA from Monascus purpureus, 1698 nucleotides. The record is from the annotation of a GenBank genome assembly. NCBI's taxonomy places the organism in Eukaryota, Fungi, Ascomycota, Eurotiomycetes, Eurotiales, Aspergillaceae.